Messenger RNA from Arachis duranensis, 1341 nucleotides. RefSeq lists its product as uncharacterized. The record is from RefSeq and is a predicted model, not a curated record. NCBI's taxonomy places the organism in Eukaryota, Viridiplantae, Streptophyta, Magnoliopsida, Fabales, Fabaceae. The transcript has a single exon. Bases 1 to 1341 code for a protein of 446 amino acids.
AUGGCUGAAUUACUUCCACCCACAUCAUCCGAACUACUUCAAAUGGUGACCGAGUUGCGGCAAGCCAUGGCCGAAGAGAACCAAAGAAUGGCAAAUCAAAUUACCAACUUGAAUAACACCCGAAUCGAAAACAACAACAACCGACAAGAAGAAACUGAGCAUCAAUCAGGGCCGACACACGUCUCUGACGCUGCUCAGCACGAAAAGGAGCAACCCAAGUAUAAUGAAAAAGCUCGGCCAGAGAAUGAGGACGACAAUCAGAAAAACUCCCCUGGACCAUUCACGGCAGAGGUGAUGAACUUCGUGCUACCCCGAAGGUUCACCCUACCGACCACCCUAACUCCCAAUGAUGGGUUAGGUGAUCCGAAGAAAUACAUCAAGAAAUUCACCUCCAUAAUAAUAGUAAACGGUGCAUCUGAUAAAGUUUUAUGUCGUUGUUUUCCAUCUUACUUAGACGGUCCUGCACUUGAUUCGUUUUGUUCUUUGCCUGCAGGUUCUAUUUCUCGAUUUCGAGACAUAUCAAAGCCCUUUGAGGAGCACUUUGCUGGAUCGGCCAUCUACUUACAUGACUCCGAUUACCUGAACACAAUCAAGCAAGGCCAACACAAAAGCCUCAAGGACUACAUGACGAGCUUCACAAAGAUAGCCAUAAGUAUACCCGACCUCCACCCCGAGGUGGAACUGCACGCCAUAAAAAGCGGAUUGCAACCAGGAAAAUUCCAGGAAGCUAUUGCUGUGGCCAAACCUAAAACUAUGGCUAAAUUCCGCGAAAAGGCAAAAGCUCAGAUUGACAUCGAGGAACUCCACCAAGCUCGAAAAACAGAAAAACCUCAUUACAGAGACGACGACAGAACUCGAGACAAAAAGAACUUCAAACCGACUUCGCGGUGUGAGUCCUACACUCAGUUCAACACCAAGCGUGACGAUAUCAUCAAGGAAAUCUUGAAUUCGAAGCUGAUCAAACCGCCAAGGAAAGCCGGCAGUUACCCAGAUUCAAGAGGCGCGGACAGAUCAAAAUACUGCUCCUUACACCAAAAGCAUGGACACACUACCAACGAGUGUAUCAUUGCCAAUGACCUUCUAGAGCGAUUAGCUUGGCAAGGCCACCUGGACAAAUAUAUCACCGGCCACAUGCAGCGACGAACAACCACUCCUGGCGAACAACACCCAGCAAUACAGCAUGGCCGAGAUAAAGAUCGGCCAGACACCACCCAUCCCGACCAACCAAGGCGUAUUAUUAACUAUAUCUCUGGAGGUUUUGCAGGUGGAGGAACAACAAGUUUGGCAAGAAAGCAAUCUUACCGAGCUAUGCUCUCCAUCAAUGCUGAUCAAAUUCAAUAG